AUGGCGAGCGUUGCCGCCGCACCAGCAGGUGCUGGCACUUCUGCUUCCCACCCGUACACUUGUAACACGUGCCAAGUUGCCUACCGCAACAUCGACUUGCAAAAGGGUCAUAUGAAGAGUGACUGGCACCGAUACAAUCUGAAGCGCCGUGUUGCUUCUCUUCCACCGAUCUCGUCCGAAGUAUUUAGCGAAAAGGUUCUCCAAGCUCGUGCAACUUCUAGUGCCGAAGCUGAAAAGGCUUACUUCGAGGCCAAAUGCGAGCCCUGCAACAAGACGUACUAUAGCGAAAACGCUUAUCAAAACCACUUGCUCAGCCAGAAGCACAAGACCAACGAGACAGCCUCAGCAGGCCCACAACGCCGACAAGAUGACGAGGCUACGUCCGUGAUCAGCUCUACCUUCUCUCUGGGCGAGCCCACGUCGGUGGCUAAGCACGAGCUUGACUCAGACGCCGAAGACGAGUUCAACCAGGUCAUCGAAAGUCUCCAAAACGCCAAGGUUUCCGCCGAGCAGCGCCCUUCACCAGUGAGCAGACCUUCCAACCCUAAACCCACUGCCUCUGGUGCCAACAGAGACGGUGCUGGUGACGAAGAUUCAGAGUCAACGACACCUUCACACUCUGUCGCUGAACCUACUUGGACCUUGAAUUCCUGCAUCUUCUGCAACUUCGAGUCUCCCUCACUGCCACUCAGUGUUCAGCACAUGGAGCGCUUCCACGGAAUGUUUAUUCCUGAGCGGCCAUACCUCGCCAAUCUGGAGGGUCUGGUAAAGCAGCUGCAGCGCCAGGUCAGCGAGUAUCACGAGUGCCUGAGCUGCGGCAAAAUGAAGUCCACAGUGUUUGGCGUUCAAACACACAUGCGCGACAAGGGCCACUGCAAGAUCCCCUUCAGCACCGAGCAAGAACAGCUUGCUAUUGGUGAUUUUUACGACUUCCGAAGUACAUACUCCGAUGAUGAAGAGGAUGACGAGGACGAAGCAUCUGACACAGAGGAAGAAGAGCGUGGUGGGGCCAAACUCGGUUCAAGAAGGAAGGCUAAGCUUGUUGAUGAGAAUGGGGAGGAACUCGAUGGAGAGGAGGACGGCGAGGGCUGGGAAACUGACAGCUCCGCCUCGUCUCUUGAUUCCGCCGAUCUGACGGCCGUUCCCGCCGAAGGUCAUAUUCACCAGUAUGAGCGCCUUAAGAGACACCCUCAUCAUUCAACCCGGGAUCCUCGGAAUCACCGGCAGGCAGAUGGAUGGCACUCCCGGGCACACAAACACACGCACGCCGCUUUCUAUGAUGAUUAUGAGCUACACUUGCCCACUGGCAAGUCUGUUGGUCACCGGUCACUGAACAAAUACUUCCGCCAGAACCUCAACAAUUAUCCGACGCCAGAAGAGCGGGCCGAGCGGCUCGCCAUUGAAGGCGCCGAGUCUGGCGAGGAGGGCCAUACCAAGGAUCGCAGCAUCGUUCUUCGCAACGGUCAGCGAUUUAAGAGGGAUGUUGUACCCCGAGGAACUGUUGGCUUGGCUAAUGUGUCGGACGAGAAGAAGCGGGCAGUCCGCAAGUCGGAACACCGCGGCCGAGACUUGGAGCAGUUCAAUACCAAGAGGACGGAUUGGAUGUAUGGCAAGAGAAACAACAACCAAAAGCACUAUUACUACCGCUUUGAUGGCGGUGGUUAG
This is a messenger RNA of Pochonia chlamydosporia 170, 1665 nucleotides long. Its product is annotated as zinc finger protein Yan. Gene Ontology annotation, cellular component: preribosome, large subunit precursor. Gene Ontology annotation, biological process: ribosomal large subunit biogenesis. The record is from RefSeq and is a predicted model, not a curated record. The transcript is spliced from 2 exons. NCBI's taxonomy places the organism in Eukaryota, Fungi, Ascomycota, Sordariomycetes, Hypocreales, Clavicipitaceae. Bases 1 to 1665 code for a protein of 554 amino acids. Gene Ontology annotation, molecular function: nucleic acid binding; zinc ion binding.